Messenger RNA from Aedes aegypti (yellow fever mosquito), 1505 nucleotides. Its product is annotated as ferrochelatase, mitochondrial. Bases 215 to 1390 code for a protein of 391 amino acids. The record is from RefSeq and is a predicted model, not a curated record. The transcript is spliced from 3 exons. NCBI's taxonomy places the organism in Eukaryota, Metazoa, Arthropoda, Insecta, Diptera, Culicidae. Gene Ontology annotation, biological process: heme biosynthetic process. Gene Ontology annotation, molecular function: protoporphyrin ferrochelatase activity.
AUCAUUUUUUGACAGCCUCUUCAGUUUUGCACAAUCUUUCGCCUCCGGUGGUUUACGUGAUUUUGCGGAUUUUAUUAUAAUACAUUUUUAUAUUCGAGUUGUUCCCUUGUUAUCGAAGAGAUUAUCACGAAGUAGUCAAUCGGACUCCUCCUUCUUCACAGAGUAUUGAAUUUUUAGUUAAAAAGUUUCACCAUCAACGGAAUCAGUCGUCGACAUGUUGAAGAACAUUCUCGUCUCCAAAUGUGGCUCCUCGCGAUUCGGCCCCCUGACUCAAAUGCGGCAGUUUAGCCUGCAAUCGGCCAAACACUCCAAGCCGCGCACGGCCAUCGUCAUGCUCAAUAUGGGAGGCCCACAAACUACGGAUCAAGUGCACGACUAUUUGCUCCGAAUCAUGACCGAUCGCGAUAUGAUUCAGCUUCCCGUUCAGAGCAAGCUCGGGCCCUGGAUCGCCAAACGUCGUACCCCCGAAGUGCAGAAGAAGUACGCCGAAAUCGGUGGGGGAUCCCCCAUUUUCAAAUGGACCAACAUCCAGGGUGAACUGCUCUGCAAACAGCUGGACAAAGUGUCGCCGGAAACGGCGCCACACAAGCAUUACGUCGCCUUCCGCUACGUAACCCCCCUAACGGAGGAUACCCUGAAGCAGGUGGAACAGGAUCAACCGGAACGGGUUGUCCUGUUCUCGCAGUAUCCUCAGUACAGCUGCGCGACGUCCGGUUCUAGUUUCAAUGCGAUCUACACCCACUACAAAUCCAACAAGAACGGACUGGCCAACGCCAAGUGGAGCGUUAUCGAUCGCUGGGGCACGCAUCCCUUGCUGGCCAAGACUUUUGCCGACAAAAUCCGUAAGGAGUUGGAGAAAUUCCCCGCAGAGAAGCGCAAAGAUGUGAUUCUACUAUUCUCGGCCCAUUCGCUCCCGCUGAAGGCGGUAAAUCGUGGCGAUGCGUACCCCUCCGAAGUCGGGGCGACCGUUCAGAACGUCAUGGAACACCUAAAGUACUGCAAUCCGUACUGCUUAGUGUGGCAAUCGAAGGUUGGCCCACUGCCCUGGUUGGAACCGUUCACCGAAGAUGCCAUCAAAGGCUACGUCAAGCAGGGCAAGAAAAACUUCAUCCUGGUGCCGAUUGCGUUCGUCAACGAACACAUCGAAACUCUGCACGAGCUGGACAUCGAGUACUGCCAGGAGUUGGCCCACGAGGUGGGCGCGGAGAAGAUUGGUCGAGCGGCAGCCCCCAAUGAUCAUCCCUUGUUCAUCGAUGCCUUAACCGAUGUGGUGAGCAGCCACCUGAAGGAUGCCAAUGCAGUAAAUCCGAAAUUCCUUCUGCGGUGUCCAUCUUGUGUGAACGCCAAGUGCUCAUCCAGCAAACAGUGGUACCGGGAAAUGUGCAAUUAGUAGUGGGAGGCAUUUUUUGAACUGUUCGAUUUAAUGGUGAAAAGGCGAGUUUGCUUUGGUUAGUUGUUAAUAUAUUUUAAGGAAUAUAAAGAAGAAGUUGAUUUGCACGUAAGUA